AUCUGCCCACCAUGGCCCUGGUGCUGAUCCUCCAGCUGCUGACCCUCUGGCCUCUGUGUCACACAGACAUCACUCCGUCUGUGGCCAUUAUAGUCCCCCCAGCUUCAUACCACCCUAAGCCAUGGCUGGGAGCUCAGCCGGCUACAGUUGUGACCCCUGGGGUCAACGUGACCUUGAGAUGCCGGGCACCCCAACCCGCUUGGAGAUUUGGACUUUUCAAGCCUGGAGAGAUCGCUCCCCUUCUCUUCCGGGAUGUGUCCUCCGAGCUGGCAGAAUUCUUUCUGGAGGAGGUGACUCCAGCCCAAGGGGGAAGUUACCGCUGCUGCUACCGAAGGCCAGACUGGGGGCCGGGUGUCUGGUCCCAGCCCAGCGAUGUCCUGGAGCUGCUGGUGACAGAGGAGCUGCCGCGGCCGUCGCUGGUGGCGCUGCCCGGGCCGGUGGUGGGUCCUGGCGCCAACGUGAGCCUGCGCUGCGCGGGCCGCCUGCGGAACAUGAGCUUCGUGCUGUACCGCGAGGGCGUGGCGGCCCCGCUGCAGUACCGCCACUCCGCGCAGCCCUGGGCCGACUUCACGCUGCUGGGCGCCCGCGCCCCCGGCACCUACAGCUGCUACUAUCACACGCCCUCCGCGCCCUACGUGCUGUCGCAGCGCAGCGAGGUGCUGGUCAUCAGCUGGGAAGGUGAGGGCCCUGAGGCCCGGCCCGCCUCCUCCGCCCCAGGAAUGCAGGCCCCAGGACCUCCGCCCUCAGACCCAGGAGCCCAGGCCCCCAGCCUCUCCUCCUUCAGACCCAGGGGUCUAGUCCUGCAGCCCCUCCUCCCUCAGACCCAGGAUUCCUGGGACCCAGCCCCUCCUCCCUCAGAUCCAGGAGUCUAGUCCUCCAGCUCCUCCUCCCUCAGACCCAGGAUUCCCGGGCCCCAGUACCUCCUCCCUCAGACCCAGGACUCCAGGCCCCCAGCCCCUCCUUCCUGGACCCAGGACUCCAGGCCCCCAGCCCCUCCUUCCUGAUCCAGCAGUCCAGGCCCCAGCCCCUUCUUCCUGGACCCAGGAGUUGAAGCCUCCAUCGACUCCCCCUCAACUUUGAGACUGUAGAGUCAGGUCCCUAAGUCCACCCCAGGGGCUGGAAACCUGGAGUUCAGGGCCCAGACUUUGGGGUCCGGGAGCUGAUGGCCCCUCUCUCCCGGCUCCGCCCGCAGACUCUGGCUCCUCCGACUACACCCGGGGGAACCUAGUCCGCCUGGGGCUGGCCGGGCUGGUCCUCAUCUCCCUGGGCGCGCUGGUCACUUUUGACUGGCGCAGUCAGAACCGCGCUCCUGCUGGUAUCCGCCCCUGAGCCCCAGGAGCACUGCAGCCCGAGACUUCCAACCUGAGUGGCGGAGAAGCUGGGACCCUGGGCUGGACUGUCCUUUCCUGCAGCCCCACAGUCCUGCUGGCUGAGCUCCGCGGAACGGUCCUUAGACCCCGCUGUGCCCUGUGCUGUAGCUUCUUUCCAGGCCUUUCCCAAGGAGUAGCUGAAAGGAAGACGCGAUUAGUGGUUAAGACUUCCAAGCCAGAAGACAGAGGGUUCGAAUCCCAGCACUGCCGUCUACUCACUGUAGUAGUAGCAGCUACAGAAAGGUAGUAGUGAGACGUGAAGCCAGCUGGACUUCCUGGGUUGAAUGGGGACCUGGAGAACUUUUCUGUCUUACAAGAGGAUUGUAAAAUGGACCAAUCAGCACUCUGUAAGAUGGACCAAUCAGCGCUCUGUAAAAUGGACCAAUCAGCAGGACACGGGCGGGGACAAUAAGGGAAUAAAAGCUGGCGAGCGCGGCACCCCACCAGAGUCUGCUUCCACGUUGUGGGAGCUUUGUUCUCUUGCUCUACACAAUAAAUCUUGCUGCUGCUAA
This is a messenger RNA of Homo sapiens (human), 1882 nucleotides long. RefSeq names its product osteoclast associated Ig-like receptor (gene OSCAR). The transcript has 5 exons. Lineage: Eukaryota; Metazoa; Chordata; Mammalia; Primates; Hominidae. Gene Ontology annotation, cellular component: plasma membrane; extracellular region. The coding region runs from base 12 to 872 and encodes 286 amino acids. The record is from RefSeq and is marked reviewed. Gene Ontology annotation, biological process: collagen-activated signaling pathway.